AUGGCCUCGACACCAGAAGAAGAAGCUCCUAACAAAAUCGAUACCUUGGAAGCCGUCAUUGCCAAAGAAUUCUCGUACAUCCACGGAGAAGUGGUGGAGGAGGACGAGGAGGAGCAAAGUGAGCCUGAAGAUGGAAAUAACAAUCAAGACCCGGAAAAGGAUCUUCAGCAGCUUUCCGGGACUAUUGGAGCAAUUUUAAACGACGAAAAAAUGCCGUACACCACCACCACCGUCGAGGAGCGGACCGAAUACUAUGCUCCGCAGAGCAACACCGUGCAGCUUGAGAUGCCCGAUAUGGAAACCUCGUAUCUGAAGACGCUGGGCGGCAUUAUGAAAAUCGUUUGCAUUGCCCUGUGUCUACUCACUUUCCUUUGCGUGCUCAUCGGAGGACCCGGAUACUAUUCAGGAGCCGGUUGGGCGACAUUCGUGUCUACAGUAGGAUUGUCUAUCACCACCCUACUCCUCUUCCUGUACGUCUUCAAGGUGGUCGACUCGGUGCCACAGAUCAACUGGAUUAUUUGUGAAAUGGUGUACACGUUCAUCUGGACGAUCUUCUUCUUCAUCGCCGGAUCUGUGUUGGCCGUAGCUUCCGUACAGUACGCUCAAACGGCCGGAUGGGCGAUCGCUGCGUUCUUCGCACUCGCCGCAAUGUGCGCCUACGGUUUCGACUGCUACCUCAAAUUCCUGCAGUGGAAACACAACGAGGUGGCUACCGGUCGCGGGAAAGCCUUCUUCCAACCGUCCAGUGUC
Messenger RNA from Mesorhabditis spiculigera, 750 nucleotides. The record is from the annotation of a GenBank genome assembly. Lineage: Eukaryota; Metazoa; Nematoda; Chromadorea; Rhabditida; Rhabditidae.